CAGAGUCAUCCACAUCAACAGGAAUGGCUGGCACACACUCCUCAACUUCCUGUUUCACACAGGACUGACGUUUGGGCUUUUUGCUGGAGGCAUCAAUCAGAUCAACGUCACAUUUGUUUGUCAGAUUGUUGGCAUCAUGCUUCAUUAUGCUUCGCUGUCAACUAUGCUGUGGCUCACAUUUACUGCCAGAAACAUUUGUAAAGAUGUGUCCAAGGAUCCGCUUCAGGCCCAGGAUAGGAAAGGACCGGCCCAGACACACUCCAAACCAACCAUCCUGAGGUUUUAUCUUGUCAGUGAUGGAAUCCCUCUAAUCAUUGUUGGAGUUACAGCAGCGUUUGAUUUAAAGAACUACGGCAGCAGGGAUGAUGCGUUGUAUUGCUGGAUGGCCUGGGAGCCAAGCCUUGGYGGCUUUUAUGCUCCAGUGGGUCUCCUAGUCUUGAUCAUGUUUAUGUACUUCUUGUACACCUACAUCCAGCUGAAACAGCACCCUGAGAGGAGGUACGAGCUGUGCGCUCUUCAUGAGGAUGAACAGCAGCCGUCAUCUGCUGAUGGCCAGCCCGGCAGGGGAGGGGUACUGUCAGGAACUGCUGGAAACUGUCUACCGUGUCCUGCUGGGGUGUCCGUACUGGCCAACGAACAUUCAUUUAAAUCCCAGCUACGGGCCACAGCCUUUACCCUUUUUCUGUUCGUGGCUACCUGGACCUUAGGAGCAUUAGCAGUCUCACUGGGACAUUUCCUGGAUAUGAUAUUCAGCUGCCUGUAUGGGGCUUUUUGUGUGACUCUAGGGCUUUUUCUUCUCAUUCAGCACUGUGCCAAACGUGACGAUGUGUGGAAUCGAUGGUGGGCUUGUUGCCCAUCCAAAGCCAAGACAGAGGGUGGGAAUCCUGAGGGCCAGAGUCAGAGGCAGGAACCCCACCAGCCACACUGCCACCUUAGUUCACCUUGCUCAGGCAAGCAGCCGCUUCUUUCUUCCCAUUUCUUGCAGAGUUCUUUUGACAAAAUGACACCACCUCCUUUAAGUCCGACUCCCAGCAACGCAAGUCCAUGUUGUGUAGCCGUAAUGAGUUCUGCAUCUCCCAUCUCACCUCUCACUGAGCCCUCAUCAYGUCCACAUACACUCCCCGAUGAUCUGCCUCGUCCAGUUCUUCCUCUACAGAGCUGCCUUACCGACAGAAAAAAGUCCUGCUCCUUUAACCGUCCCCGUCCAUGUCUUCAGAAUUACCGCUCACACGUGGCUUCCUCUAGCAUGGAUGGAAGUGUGCUCAGCUCCCACUUGGGCAGCCAGCAGGCGGUACACCACCCUGAAGAGCCGGUUGCCAAAAGCCCACGGCCAGAUCUCCAGCUGCCUUGUGUCAGCCCUCAGUUGGAGAAACAAAUGUCUUCCUGCUACACCUUGCAACGUCAAAUGUCUUGCCACAGCAUACAGAAUUCAGUGACUCCCUAUAGUCAUGCCCACAACCUGAAUGAUAGCAUGACUUCCUGUCACAGUCUCCUCAUGCCAUCUCAAGGGGUCAGUUCCCAUCAAUGGCACAUGUACGGCUCCUCCAGUCCUUCCUGCUGUGAGAAACCAGAUUCCCUGACCCCGCAAUAUCAGCAAGAUCCCAAACUUUACUUGUCAAAGACAGAAGACAAAGGAAUGGAUAAUCAGUAUCUAAAUGUGGAGCAGAGAGGUUUCCCAAGAAACACCCUGCCUCGGCAGCACGCCACCGUCAGCCGCCGAGGAGCCAUCGGUCGAAACAGGAGUCUGCAAGAAGACGGCUUGUUUGGUUCAGACGGCACAGGAAAYAUACGGACUGGUCCGUGGAAAAAUGAAACCACAGUAUAGUUUCUGAUCAGCCUGGAGCAGCAGUCUUGUAAUCACAGAUAACUUUUUAAGYGUUUGGGUGUUUCUGCCUUCGAAUUUGCCCUUAAACCACCGUGACUUUUAAGAUCCUAACACUACUUCAGAUCCCUUUAUGAGAAAAUAACUUUAGGAAUCGAUAUUGUGCUUCAUGACAUUUAAGGUUCCAACUAGUAUUGUAUUGCUCUGCCAGGACACUGUGUUUAGCAAUGCCAGAGGAAAACAAACAGACCCUAUUAAAUCACAUCACUUCCUGUAA
Messenger RNA from Austrofundulus limnaeus, 2099 nucleotides. Its product is annotated as adhesion G protein-coupled receptor A1. Gene Ontology annotation, biological process: G protein-coupled receptor signaling pathway; cell surface receptor signaling pathway. Lineage: Eukaryota; Metazoa; Chordata; Actinopteri; Cyprinodontiformes; Rivulidae. Gene Ontology annotation, cellular component: plasma membrane; glutamatergic synapse; postsynaptic density. The record is from RefSeq and is a predicted model, not a curated record. Gene Ontology annotation, molecular function: G protein-coupled receptor activity.